GGGGAGGGGAGAGGAUUGACAUCAUUGGGCCACCACCAACCUUUUAAACCCCCCAGCCCAGCCAGCGCCCUGUCCUGUCUGUUGGUGUCCCAGGCACAGAAAACAUCAUUGCUUCCUCGAGCUUGGAGAACUCUUACUCUCACCCAGCAUGGCAAACAAGGGCCCCUCCUAUGGCAUGAGCCGGGAAGUACAGUCUAAAAUUGAGAAGAAAUAUGAUGAUGAACUAGAGGAACGGUUGGUGGAAUGGAUUAUUGUGCAGUGUGGCUCUGAUGUGGGCCGUCCUGAUCGAGGGCGACUGGGCUUCCAAGUCUGGCUGAAGAAUGGUGUGAUCCUGAGCAAGCUGGUGAAUAGCCUGCACCCUGACGGUUCCAAGCCAGUGAAGGUACCUGAGAACCCACCCACCAUGGUCUUCAAGCAGAUGGAACAGGUGGCUCAGUUCCUGAAGGCAGCUGAGGAAUAUGGGGUCACCAAGACUGACAUGUUCCAGACUGUUGACCUCUUUGAAGGUAAAGACCUGGCAGCUGUGCAGAGAACUCUGAUGGCACUAGGAAGCCUGGCAGUGACCAAGAAUGAUGGCCACUAUCGUGGAGAUCCCAACUGGUUCAUGAAGAAAGCCCAGGAGCACAAGAGGGAAUUCACAGAUAGCCAGCUCCAGGAAGGCAAGCACGUCAUCGGCCUACAGAUGGGCAGCAAUAGGGGAGCCUCCCAGGCUGGCAUGACAGGCUACGGGCGGCCCCGGCAGAUCAUCAGUUAGAGGGCUAGGGAACUGGCCCCUUCCUUGCCCCCUUCCCUGACUCCUUGGUUGCAGCAAUCCUGGCUCGCCUGCCUUGCCCCACGCCCUGUGCAGUUCCAGCCUUGGCCAAGCUUUGAGCACCCUUUCCCUCUUAAGGGCAGCUCUCUCUCCACUCCAAAGCACCCUUCCCUCGUCCAACCCAAAUCCUCUUCCCAGUCUCCACAACCACCUUCUACCAUUUCCCAAGUGUUGAGGGGGAGGCUGGGUUGGGGACAAGUCACUGUCCUCUUUGACAGCAACAGUCCACUGAGGGAACUUCAAGUCUGCCCCACAUUGGUAUUUUGGGAGUUAAAAUUUAGAGGAAAAAAUAUUAUGUUGAUCUUUUCUCACA
Molecule: messenger RNA, 1124 nt
Organism: Trichosurus vulpecula (common brushtail)
Lineage: Eukaryota; Metazoa; Chordata; Mammalia; Diprotodontia; Phalangeridae
Gene: TAGLN
Product: transgelin
Exons: 5
Coding region: 149-754 (201 amino acids)
Molecular function (GO): protein binding
Source: RefSeq, a predicted model, not a curated record